AUGGUCAGCGAGCCACUAUUUGGAAGUGCUUGGGCAGACGUGGAUUCUCUGAUUCCGGUUCUGAUAGACAAUGCCUCUAGCUCAGGUUACUACGACUUGCCUCAUGUCCUAUGCUCCGAGUUGAGGAAACGAGUCUGCUCCAACGUCUGCAUGAUUUUCUCUCAUCUGAGUUUCUCCCUCAGACAUAACAUAUUUGCUAGCUCUCCUAAUGACUAUAUGGUGGUUUGGUACCCGGAACUAGGUCGAUAG
Messenger RNA from Colletotrichum lupini, 249 nucleotides. RefSeq lists its product as uncharacterized. The record is from RefSeq and is a predicted model, not a curated record. NCBI's taxonomy places the organism in Eukaryota, Fungi, Ascomycota, Sordariomycetes, Glomerellales, Glomerellaceae. The transcript has 2 exons. The coding region runs from base 1 to 249 and encodes 82 amino acids.